Messenger RNA from Leptidea sinapis, 1074 nucleotides. RefSeq lists its product as uncharacterized. The coding region runs from base 153 to 764 and encodes 203 amino acids. The record is from RefSeq and is a predicted model, not a curated record. The transcript is spliced from 4 exons. NCBI's taxonomy places the organism in Eukaryota, Metazoa, Arthropoda, Insecta, Lepidoptera, Pieridae.
AGAGAUAUCGACGAUCUAAACCAAUACUGUAAUGUAAAUUACAACAUAACUAUUAAUUAUAUUUAAAAACACUUUGAACAUUAAUUAUUGGAACACUAACUGAAGUCUUGUAGUUCGGACAUGCAUUAAUAGAAGUUUGAUUUACGGAUGCUAUGGAAUCGGAGACGAUCAUAAUAGUGAGCGUGUUCGGCGGGGCCUGGCUGGUGUUGAUGCUGAUAUGCAUCAUUUUGUGCACGCAAAUUGCCAGCCUGCGCAGGAAGGUCCAAGACCUUAUGAACUCCGGACGACUUCGGGUGCAGAAGCUGCAGAUGAGUACAGAUGCCCACCAUGCUUUCAAUAACCCUGGCCUGACUCCUGAUGAGGAGUUGGCUCGCCGAGGGUUCUCUAUGUAUCAAGGCUCCGAGGAAGACAUCGAAAGUGGAAGAGGUACUGAGCGGCAGAAGGGUGGGCAGUUCGUAGAGGAGUUGUGCCGCAAGAUUGACGACAGACAGCAACGCCAGAACCAACUCCAUGGGCAAGACCCGGGUAAACACCAAAACCAAACCCAGAAUCAAAAUAACAGCCAGGCGCAGACUCAACAGCAAAUCCAGACCCAGAAUGAACUUCCGAGGCAGGCUGAGAUCCAAAAGAACCAGCCGAACGGCGCUGCACCUUCAUUCUUGCUGCAGAGAAUUGAAGAUAACAAGAAGAAGACCAGAGCUCUGGCUAACCCUGUGGCAAACCAGGGCCGCCAGAGCGAUACCAACCCUAACUUCAUUUAUUAAAUAUUACCUGUAAAUACUACCUAAAUAAUGACAUUUUCAACCGUCGCAGCAUUUCUAGCUACUCGAUUCGUGAUUCGAUUCAUGAAUCGAAAGCUGGUCAACUUAAUGCUGUUUAUAAAAUAUUGUCUUGUAUUAAACAUCGAGGACGCAAAGAUGUUUACUCCAAUGACAAUGUUCCAAAGUUCAGGCUUAUUCUUCUUUUGUUAUCUACUUGUACCAUACAUGCAAGGGUUAGGUGCGAAGACAUAUGGCUGGGACUAUGAGUGGAAAUGCAAUAAUAUUGUAAAUGUUUAAUAUAAAUAUAGGAUUA